CCUGAACAAAUUUCUAGUGAAUAUCAAGCACAAGAUUUUUGUAUUGUCUGCAAUAAGAAAAUUUUGUCUAAUCUAUAUGAAUCUAUUAUUAUUUGGACGUGUAAACAUCUUUCUUAUUGGUCAUGCAUGCUUAGUAAAGAUGAGUGUCCCUGUGAAAAUAAUGAAGAAAUUGAUGAAGAAAUCAGUACAGAUGAAAAUGUAGAAUUAGCUGCAAGAGCAUUAAUAAAGUUAUCACAGGAUACUGCAA
Messenger RNA from Racocetra persica, 247 nucleotides. Lineage: Eukaryota; Fungi; Glomeromycota; Glomeromycetes; Diversisporales; Gigasporaceae. The record is from the annotation of a GenBank genome assembly.